Enterobius vermicularis (human pinworm) is the source of this 213-nucleotide messenger RNA. NCBI's taxonomy places the organism in Eukaryota, Metazoa, Nematoda, Chromadorea, Rhabditida, Oxyuridae. The record is from the annotation of a GenBank genome assembly.
AUGAGCGCUACUCUGGUUGGGUCGACGUUUGCUAAGCGGUUUUUGAGUUUUUGUUUUGAGAAGGUUGGGCUGACGGAGUGGACUAGGAGGAAGCUUGUUGCAGUCGAUAAGUUUGGGAGAUGUUCGCUGGUGAGGGAGGAAUGCAUCAACGGCGGCUCUUCAAAGUUCCGUGGUAGUCGUUAUUCGUUUGUUAAGGUUUUUCGUGACGACUGA